ACUCACAGCAGCAACAAUUAAGGCUACUGCUCAAGCAUCCUGAUCCUCAGCAGCUUCCUUGGCUCUUUUCCACUCGAAAAACAAGCUAAGGAUGCACACAGGGAUGCGAACGCGGUAGCUCUAACGCAAGACCAUCUCAAUCAACUUUCAAAUCAUGCUAGUGCUCCCAGCAACUUGAUGUUGUCUAGCAGUACUGGAGGAGUUGGAGGCUUAGGGGGGACGCCAGGACCGAGUGGUGCCCCGGGUCCAAAUGGUGGCCCAAACGCAGGGCCGACUAGUGCAAAUCAUCUCGCGCCACCAGGGGCAAAACGUCCGAUGUUGCCAAGAGCGUUGUCUUUAUGGAUUGCGGUUGUUCUUCUCUAUUCACAUUUUUGAUUUGUGUUUGAAAAGAUCUGGGUACUUUUAACUAACUUGAUCUUCCAGGACUAGUUGUUAGGCAAAAACCACCCGGUUCUAGCUGCUGCAAGUAUCCUUGAUAUUCUUAUCCAUGAUCUAAUCUCAAGUUCUUCCUUGUCUUCGCGUGCGAGCUCGUUAUCCAACGCUUCAAGGAUUCAGUAUCUACGCGCCAUCGCAAACGCCCACAAAAACGCGCACAAAAUGGCAAAGAUGCCUAGUGGUCCGCCUAGUGCUGCGCCAUCCGCUGCUCCUAGCCGACGCGGAUCAACAGGAGCUAGUACAGGAGCAGGAGAGGGUAAUUUAUUAAGGGUUUCCCGAUUACAUUCCGCACUACCAUCCCUGGCUCUUUUCCGAGUAGAAAAGAAGCCAGGGAUGUCCUGGAUGAGGUAUGUAAUUCGAAUUCCGUAGGAGCCUCUAAUUAAUAGCCAGCAGCUAGCGAAGCAAGGCAGUCAGCACAUGUUAUCCUCAGGUGGUGGCGCAGGGUCAGCAGGAGGUGGUGGUGGGAUCUUGAAUACGUUGAAAUCAGGCUUGCUGAUGAAGCAUCAGAAAACAAGUACGCAAAGUCGCCAAGUGCCAGGUCCGAGCGAUAAUGCAGUUUCGCGGGAAAUCUACUUAUGGCCAACCACCUAAGUAUUUGCUUGGGUAGCAUUGAUUGGUUCUCACUCUGAACAACUAUCUACAUUGACAUUCUUUCUGAACAGCAUGAGGCGGUCCAUGUUGCUCUGUGUAAGAUUUGCUUCAAACCUGACCAGGGAGGGUUAGACCUGAAGCACAUGACCAUGACCAUGACUUCUCUCAUCAUCUACUCACUAGUAGAAGUAGCACUCAACCCCAAGUGCUUUAAAGCUAAGGAGGCCUACACCUACUCCUGCUUUAGCAGCUCUAACUUCCAGCGGUUCCAGCUCAGGAGGUCAACGUCGCGGUCGCCCGUCUGGUAGUACCGCCAGGAUGCUAUUCUAUCCCUCAAGUCAUGAAAAUAAUGGUGACAUUGACACGGAGGAUCACGACGACCCAGCAACAGCUACAUCUUCUAGGAUGUCGAGAGGCAAUGGCAAUUAUCACGUAGAAAUAUGUCAUAGUAGUUCGCUUCUUUCAACAGACAAGGAUUCUUCGUCGAAGACUAUCAAAGCCUUGAACAACAAGCACGACUACAAGGAGAACACUAUGACAAAUCAAGUUGUUGAAGCAGACGGAGUGGUUGAGAAAAAUGGAAAUAACUCCUGUAGGAGGCGAUUAUCUGCCGCUUCUACCUCUUCUAGCUUUGCUGGUGGGAAUCAAGUAGAUUCCGUGUCUCAACAACCCACAACUACACAAGAGCACCACUUGAGUCUAGAUCUCCCCUAUGAGGGGAACUACAUGCCGAUUCCGAUGGGUGCGCUGCGCAGUAUCAGUAAAGAUAGCGCCACAAGUAGCGUCACGCAGAUGGGCGGCGCCGGUCCGGGAGUGAUCGAUAAUUAUGCCCAAAUUAGAGAUAAACCCGUUUACGAAAGAAGUAGUACCUUCCCCCCCAUCAACGAACGACGUGCACUGCUCUAAUUACCCGACGUGUACUUGCAAAAACUGCGCACUUUGCUAGCACGCCAUGACAUUGAGUGCUACCUGCUAGAGAACACGGAUUCUGGACCAGAGCGCGUGGUGCAUCGAAGACUACGCCACCUUUUGCGGUUACUCGAAGAUAACAAGGAGUGUGGCCCAGCCCGCAUUAAGAUCUGGGAACGCGAGCUGGAACGACACACGACGUUGUUGACAAACUUGAGCCCCUAUGUAUUUCAACAAAGCAUGGGAGCGUAAGCUUGUACCUACUUGGGAAGUUUAUUGUAUUGCUAAUCUCAUUCAUACUAACAAGAAAAGAAAAAAUUUGACAACUUCAUUAUACUACUGGAAGCAGUACCGGAACUGGUGCUUCUGUUGUUGAACAGGGAAAUUAGGUGAGAGGAUCACAUGCUUUCCUUUGGUCUAUCUUUUGCUCUAUCUUUUUCUUCAUCUUGAUCGAUGAACUAGAAUCCCUUUCUUUUAGUUUUACGUUGAAGAGAUAGGUUUAUACAAAAUACUUACUGAUUCAUCAAUUUAUUUCCAAAGACUCCCAUUUGCUGUCGCCGUACAACUGGACCUGGUGCUUAUGUUGUUGAACAGGGAAAAGACAAUCAGGCGUUUCGUAAACAAGCACCAGCUGCCUCUUUUUGCUGCCAGCACGUAUACUAUAAAGUUGACAUUCACAACGACAUAAUCUUUAUCGACUUUUUUCAAAUUUUGAAACUCGCUUGAAUGGAGCGAGGCCUCACGC
Messenger RNA from Amoebophrya sp. A25, 2680 nucleotides. NCBI's taxonomy places the organism in Eukaryota, Dinophyceae, Syndiniales, Amoebophryaceae. The record is from the annotation of a GenBank genome assembly.